This is a messenger RNA of Branchiostoma belcheri (Belcher's lancelet), 2092 nucleotides long. RefSeq lists its product as uncharacterized. The record is from RefSeq and is a predicted model, not a curated record. Gene Ontology annotation, molecular function: protein binding. NCBI's taxonomy places the organism in Eukaryota, Metazoa, Chordata, Leptocardii, Amphioxiformes, Branchiostomatidae. The transcript has 7 exons. The coding region runs from base 16 to 1626 and encodes 536 amino acids.
UCUUUGUAUUCAGACAUGGCACCGGUGACCAGGAAUAAACGGCGGAGGGCUCCCGUCCGAAAAACAACCAGAAAACCCCGCAAACCAACCAAGAAACCGGCGGAACUUCCCUCAGAAAACGCCGGGCUGAGUCUCAUGAGCCUCAGCGAUGAAGUUAUCGACCACAUUCUCAGUUACCUGCAGGGAAAAGCGCUGUUCAACGCCUCACAAGUCUGCCGGAAGCUCCGGGCUCUUGUCGACGCGGAAGGAUUCUGGAGACGAAAGCUGCAGACGGACUUUGACAUUGUGGUGAGACAUCCGGCCUGUGACACCUACAAGGAGACCUACAAGUACAUGUACAUGGUCGGUUACUUCAUGAACGACAACGACAAGUGGUUGUACAACCAUGGCACGUCCACGUUUGAGCUGGGGUGGUACGCCCUCCUGCGUGCGCCGCCAGGACACACCUACAUCAUGACCACCAAGGCCAAACAGGUCUUCAACGUGGAGCAGAGAGACCUGGAGAAAAUAUACAGAGGCCUGGUUGGCUCCCAGGUGGACCUGCGCCCCGCCAACAACAAGGUUUACAAGUGGAGCGACAUCUACGACUACCUCCUGGAUCGCGAGGAGGGGAAGGAGGGCCUGCAGCUGUACGUACUGAAGCGGUGCGGCGCAGUCAACACCAUCCAGCAGCAGUACAAGCUGGCGCGCGAGCGGUGCCGCGCCGGCGAGUUCAAGGCCUUCUACGACUCCCUGCCCUCGCACGAGCGCGGCAUGUUCACCAUGACCGGGCAGAGGGACUACUAUUUCAGGGUGGGGCCGGCGGGGUCCGGACCUCACCUCCACCACCGCCUCACCAUAGACUUUGUGGACGGGCAGCUUCACCGCGGCAUGGAGACCGUGCGCGGGUACAUGUACGCGCUCUUCCGCCUGGUGAACUACCUGAAGGACGAUAUGCGUAUCCCCGAGUGGGACGCAGAACAUGAGGCGAUGCGGCUGUGCAACCUGCACCUGUACCACGCCUUCGUGGGGGACGCGCAAGAGAGGGUGGUGUCGGACUCGGAGUUCUACGCGCGCGGCGUGGCGUUCCUGGAGAGGUGGAUGAGACUGUACCACUGGAGGGUCCACGACGACAUUCUCAGGUGCCUGGACAUCCUACACAGGAAGGACAUGAUCAAGGAACACCCCAAGUUCAAAGCCUUUAUGAAGGAGGGUCGUGAGCAGGAUUUUAAGGACCUGGUGUCGUACUUCCGUAACAUGACCAAGUUGUACAAGUGCCUGCAGCCGUACUCGUGUCUGAAGAAGAUCUUCAAGCAGGACUCGGCAGAGAGCUUCAGCUCCUUCAUGGAGAGUCCGGGAAGGUUCGCCAGCGAGAUCAAGGGUUACUAUAGCGCAGGAGUAUCGUUCGGGCCCGUCCCUUGGUUCAGCGAACCGAAGCAGGACUCUGACUUUGCGCCGGUUCGGCGUACGAUGGACGAGUUUCUGCAGACGGGACGGCCGGCCACGCUGACCAAGCUGCUCACGCUGCUGUGCGACAAGUCGGACCGCAUCCUGGACCGACAGAAGGCCGACACCGACAGCCUCAGGAGGAACGCGCGAAGGGUGGUGGGAGAGGAGUGCAGGGACAGGCCAAAGAAACACUACUGAACUCACAAUCAUGUAGGCUGGAACAACUUUUCAAAAUCUUAGCUUUAAACAUUGCUGAACUCGCUCUUUGUAAUAGUCUGGAACACUGCUGAACUCUUCAAAAUCUCAGCUUUAAACAAUACAGAGCUCACUCUUUGUAAUAGUCUCAAACACUACUGAACUCACAAUCAUGUAGGCUGGAACACUGCUGAACCCUUCAAAAUCUUAGGUUUGAACAUUGCUGAACUCACUUUUUGUAAUAGUCUGGAACACUGCUGAAACCUUCAAAAUCUUAGCUUUAAACACUACUGAACUCGCUCUUUGUAAUAGUCUGAAACACUACUGAACUCUUCAAAAUCUUACCUUUGAACAUUGCUGAACUCACUCUUUGUAAUAGUCUGUCACACUAGUGAACUCACAAUCAUAUAGGAAACGGUCAGACGUUUCAGCUAGUAUCCACUACCUUUUGUCAGUGACUCUAAGAGAC